GUUCCUUAUGUGGAGUUCCUUAGGUCAAUGCCCCCACGGUGUAGAUGUGCUCGACGAGGGGAUCAGCACGGAGGGCGAAGAAGUGGUGGCUCAGCAGGCUGCACCUGCCGCCGGCCUUCGCACGCUCAGCAACAAGGAGAAGAGGGAGCUUAAAAAGCAGCGGAAGCUGCUCGACGCGGAGCGCAGCCUUCGCAGGCCUGGCUGGGAGAAGGACCCAGACACGGUGCCGCUGGAGGUGUCCAACUCAGAGCACCAGCGCGCGGGCCUCGAGUGGAUCUGGGAGCAACUCGUAGCCAGGGCGAAGGAUGAGAGAGCCCGCUUCCCAGAGCAGUGGGACUGAGGGCGCCUUUUCGGGCCAGGCUGCGUUGUAGAGCGGCUUGGCCCCCUUUUCUCCUCUCAGGGUCGCGCUCACAGGUGUUUCUCUCGUGUGCUGCGCGUCCUUGGCUCGGACAGCUAUCCCCC
Messenger RNA from Prorocentrum cordatum, 462 nucleotides. The record is from the annotation of a GenBank genome assembly. Lineage: Eukaryota; Dinophyceae; Prorocentrales; Prorocentraceae.